CGACCUCCAUUUUCAUAUUCAUCACUCAUUGCUCAAGCAAUUCUUGAGUCUAAGGAAGAACGGAUGGCACUUCGAGAUAUUUACAAUUGGAUAACUGAAAAGUAUCCAGCACUAUACAAUGCCCAAGAUACUGGCUGGCAGGCAAGAAAUUUCCUUUUGCAUAAUCUCUCUCUCAACAAGUGUUUUAGAAAAAUCCCUAAAUCAGAAAAUGAAACUGUCGGUCGAGGGAAAGGUGGUUACUGGACCAUUGAUCCUAACCAUAUGGCCAAAUUUAAGAAUGGCUCGUUUGCUAGAGGAAGU
Phycomyces blakesleeanus NRRL 1555(-) is the source of this 300-nucleotide messenger RNA. RefSeq names its product fork head transcription factor. Gene Ontology annotation, molecular function: RNA polymerase II cis-regulatory region sequence-specific DNA binding; DNA-binding transcription factor activity, RNA polymerase II-specific. Gene Ontology annotation, biological process: regulation of transcription by RNA polymerase II. Lineage: Eukaryota; Fungi; Mucoromycota; Mucoromycetes; Mucorales; Phycomycetaceae. The annotation marks the transcript as partial. The transcript is spliced from 2 exons. The record is from RefSeq and is a predicted model, not a curated record.